AUGCUCGUCACGACGCACCAGAACGCCAUGGAGUGGCACCUCUUCACGGGCUCGCGCGCUGUCGUCGACACGCUGCUCAAUAAGACGAUGUUCGCCAUCCCGCCACACCAGACUGCACUUACCGGACCGGUAGUCGUGGCGCGCUGGCUCCGCCUCGCACACGCCCUACAGCUGCUGGCCAUGACAUUUACGGCAGCUCAGAAGGGCUGGGAUGGCGUCUGCCUAGUCGUGCUCUUGGCGCUCAACGCGAUUGGCCGAUGGCGGAUGCGCGAGGGCAGCCUGGCCAGUUGGUGGCUGGCUGUAGAGGGCGUUAGCGCCACGGAGCUGCUGGCAAGGCUUUCUACCGCGAAAUUCACACACUAUAACCCAGACGACGAGACAUCCUGCGCUGAGUUGGACCCUCGUUAUUUCACGUCUCAAGAGGCGCCCAGGGUGAUUCAAAAUCUUAACCUCGUCUCCCUCGUUGAUACAAACACGAUCCGGGUGGUCCUAUGGUUCCUCGUGACGGAAGGCCUCACUGCUGGAUCAUUGGAGCGGUACUUAUUCUUCUUGACGGAGCAACUUGAAGCCGCGCUCCACCUGUCCGUUGGCAAUGGUGUUGGCCCGACCCAACUCCUCUUGAUAAGAGCCUUCUUAUGGAAGUCGUGGCAACGUGCCACCAUACUCUUCCGGUGGUACAUUCUGGAUAGAAAGCUCAAUUCCAGUGAGAUUCCGCCGUACAUGUCCACGGACUUCAGUCAUUUCUUGCACCGGUACAACCAGGCUUUCGGCUCCCUCCCGGCGCGCUGCGUGCCGAUCCCGACAACCGCGGACUCCUUCCAGCAGUCAUUCUGUGGUGGAUCCUGCCAGAGACUAUACUGGGAUAAGGAGUGCUACGUGAGCGUGAGGGAAGGGGCACGGGCAGUAGCGCUGGACAUGGCCGAAGAUGGGCUGCUAAAAUACUGCAGCGCCUCUGAAACCACCAUGGCUAUCUCUCAUGUUUGGAGCCACGGCCAAGGCGGAAGACCGGAGAACGUGGAAAGCUCGACUGGAUUCAACUCGUGCUUGCACCAAAAGUAUUCGGCAAUAGCGCGGCGGUUCGGCUGCCAGUCGUACUGGAUGGACACGCCGUGCAUCCCAGAGGACCACGACUUACGAAAAGAAGCCAUCAAGAACAUCAACCAGGUGUUCGAGGCCAGUCAGUUCACACUUGUUUGCGACAGAGAUAUCAUGACCAUCGAUGUACGCAAACGGCACGACGACAUGAUAGGCACCUACGAGUCCCUCCUUGCAGCUCUGCUCGUGUGCGAUUGGAACGCGCGAGCCUGGACCCUUCUCGAAGGGUACCAGGGCCGCGAGAAUAUCCAUCUUCUCUGCAAAGAUGACGAAAUCAUCCGCCUCGCCGACAUUAUUGAUGUUGUGCAUAGAGCCGGAGAUAUCGUCCUAGGCAACAUGUGUUUAGCCAUGGACCACCUCAUCCCGUUACGAGGACCUCGGAUCAAAGACCCGCAAGACAAAAGGUUUUCCGUGGAGCAAUCCGGCCGCCUCCUCAGCCACCGCCACGCCAGCCGCACCGGCGAUGAGAUCGUCAUCUGGAGCCUGCUCCGCGGCGGCCUGUUCAACACCGCGGAAGACUUCUGGCGUAACCACAGUACAGUCAUCCAAACCGGAUUCCUCAUCUCCGACGCCCCGCGCAUAUCCGACGUGCCUGGUAUGGGCUGGGCGCCGGCCCGACCGGACCUGCCGCCUGCAACAGACGUGGUGAGAGACGUGUUGUUCCUCAAUGCGUGGAACCAGCAAUGCGAUGAGCAGGCUGCAUACCACCGCGGCAUGGCUAUGCUGAAUGUAGCUACGAAGCGCAAGGCCGAAGAAAUUGCUGCCAAUGUCGGGGUGAUGUAG
This is a messenger RNA of Lasiodiplodia theobromae, 1878 nucleotides long. Its product is annotated as Ankyrin repeat-containing protein. The record is from RefSeq and is a predicted model, not a curated record. Lineage: Eukaryota; Fungi; Ascomycota; Dothideomycetes; Botryosphaeriales; Botryosphaeriaceae. The transcript is spliced from 7 exons. The coding region runs from base 1 to 1878 and encodes 625 amino acids.